CUUCGAGGAGGAAUAAGGGGAUACCCUCUUGUACCAACUAGUUUUAUUGCUUAGUUACUAUAUAAGCUUUGGUAAAUCAAAGUCUUCUACUUCAUUUUCUCCCUACAUCUUUGUUAAAAGAGAUCCAAACAGUCGACUUUUAAGAUACCACUAUAUCAGUGAUUCUAAUAACUUACAUUCUUCUUGUUUGUUUGUUGCAAUUUGUAGUGUGUUUUUCUCGCCCUCAAAAUAAAAUACAACAUAUAUAGUACAAAAUUCCAUGGCUGCAAAGCUGCCUUCAGCCACAUCAGUGCUAUCAGCCUACUCAGCUUUUGCAGCAUCAGUAAUGGUGGUGAAAGCCGUGUUGAAUGAAGUCCAAAACAUCACAUCGCAAAUAAUCCCUCAAAUCCUCCAAGAAAAGAUCAUAUUAAAACUCAAUAAAGUAUUCCAAAUUUGUUGUUCUUCGGAUGAAAUUUUGACCUUAAUAAUAGAAGAGCACUGCAAUGGUCUCACCAAAAAUCAAAUCUUUGCAGCUUCCCAGACCUACUUGAACACCAAAAUCAACAGCUCGAACAAUCGGCUCAAUGUAAGCAAAGGACGAGACAAGGACUUCUCGGUCACCAUCGAUAAAGGAGAAGAGAUCUUUGAUUCCUUCGAGGGGAUAGCGUUGAGGUGGGUGAUGCUGGUGAGCAAUGACGAAUCACAAAGGAGGAAUGGAGAGGAAGAGCGUAAGUCUGCGGAGUUGAGUUUUCUAAAAGAACACAAAGAGAAGGUUUUAAAGAAGUAUCUUCCUUUUGUGUUAGAAACUGCAAGAAAAAUCCAGGAAGAAAACAGAGUACUUAAGCUCUACAAGCUCGGGGGUUACUGUGGUGAGUCGUCCAUUGAUCUCCAACAUCCAUCAACAUUCGACACAUUAGCCAUGGACCCCGAGGUUAAGAGGGCACUCAUUGAUGAUCUUGAUAGGUUUGUGAGGAGGAGAGAUUUUUAUCGUCGUGUGGGUAAGAUAUGGAAGAGGGGUUACUUGCUGUAUGGACCUCCAGGUACGGGGAAAUCCAGCUUGAUUGCUGCCAUGGGAAACUACCUGAAGUUCCAUAUAUAUGACUUUGACCUCCCUAAUAGGGGGCAUGUGGAUUUUAGACGAUUGUUGGUCUCAACUGCAAAUAGGUCCAUAAUAGUGAUUGAGGAUAUAGAUUGCAACGGAACCAAGUUUCAGAACAGGCAGCAGCAGCAGUUGUAUGGUAGUGAAGAUAAAAACAUGGGUGACUUGCACCAAACUAAAGGAGGUUCGGAAGACGAUGAAUCAUUAUCACUUUCGGGGCUCUUGAACUUCAUUGAUGGGCUGUGGUCGAGUUGUGGGGAUGAGAGGAUCAUCGUGUUCACAACCAACUACAAGGAGAGGCUUGAUCCAGCCUUGUUAAGGCCAGGCCGAAUGGACAUGCACAUUCACUUGUCUUAUUUAACUUUUGGUGGGUUUAAGGUUUUAGCCUCAAACUAUCUUAAUAUCAGUAGCCACCCAUUGUUCGCUCAAAUUGAAGAGCUCAUAAAAGAGGUAAAAGUUACUCCUGCAACAGCUGCAGAGGAGCUGAUGAGCAGCGACGAUAUCAAUGAAGUGCUUGAAAGGUUUGUGCAAUUCCUCCUCAAGGAAAAAAAAUGAACAAACCAAGAAAAAGCCAUAAAUACUGAGUGGUAUAGAAAUUAUCAGGAAGCAGAGCAAAAAAAUUGUACUGUAUCAGCUUUUACCCCUCAUCAUGUAAUUUGAACUACAAUUUGAUGACUAAAUACAGACAAUGAGAAUAAAACAGAUAAAUCUGGCUUCAAUUUCUUUGCAUGUUAGUGAUGGUUGAUCCAAAACUUCUUAAUCAGUACCAGGAAAUAUUAACAUUAAGAAAGAAGUGCCAUACUUCAAACCUGACAUCCGAUAUGGAGGCAUAAGGCAUAUAAGAUGUGCCCACUCCACAUAGUAUUACCUUGGAUAUGAAGACAUAAAUUGAACGUUUUAAUUCCCGGGAAUAUCCAACUUUGGUCCCUUAUCGUGUAAUUUGAACUAACAAUGUGAUAACUAAAUACUGAUUAUGGGAGUAGAACAGAUCACUCUGGUUUCAUCUUCUUUGCAUGUUAUUUCAGAAUGCUUGCUCAAAAACUUCACUAUCUAAAUAAAUGGCAAUAGUUCAGAAUGCGACUGACCUGUUAUGAAGAGAUCCUAACCAUCAACUCUACCUUACUAUGAUAAAGAAGAGACACAGACUACAGAUGUGAUCUAAACAAUGUCAUACUUGUCAAACAAUGAAUGAACUUGAAGAUGACAGUUAUGAACACACAACACACUGUAAGCUUAUCAAUUGAUGUUAUGGUUCCUCCAGCAAGCUAAUGGUGGCUGCAAGGUUACAGAAUAUUACUACACUAAAAAAAAUGGGAGGUCACUGUCCAAAAAUGGUGAAAUUCUGCUGAUUAAGAGUUUUGAAAAGUGUACA
Molecule: messenger RNA, 2450 nt
Organism: Beta vulgaris subsp. vulgaris (sugar beet)
Lineage: Eukaryota; Viridiplantae; Streptophyta; Magnoliopsida; Caryophyllales; Amaranthaceae
Product: AAA-ATPase At3g50940
Molecular function (GO): ATP binding; ATP hydrolysis activity
Source: RefSeq, a predicted model, not a curated record